AAAAACAAACCCCAGUUUAGCCCAUGUGGUAUUGUUGUAGUGCAUGAUGGACCUGCCGUGCGUCCAGUGGCAAGACCAUGUCUCCCAGAAAUGGACCGCACUCGACCCCGAUCUAAAGGAACAUUUUACAUCCUUGGAUGAAAUAGAUGAUGUUUUUAAAUGUGCCCUAACUCUGACAACCCAAGAUGAUCUGGACCUUGUGCAGUCAGUCUCUGCAGGACACUCUGUACAGAAGGACACACAGCAAGCUGCCAAAUGCAGGGAGAGGGGCAACUGUAGCUUCAAGAUCAAAGACUACACUGCAGCUGCUCUGCACUACUCACAGGGCAUAUGCUUUGCCCCCCUAAGUUCAGAGCAGCUGUCUCUGUGCUAUGCCAACCGUUCGGCUGCACUCUACCAUCUGCAGCACUACCAGGAAUCCUGUCAUGACAUCGACAAAGCUCUAAAGAACGGCUAUCCCUCUCAUCUUGUCCACAAACUGGAGGAGCGUCGCGCACAGUGCCUGAAGCACCUUUCUGCGGGUCAAAAGGAGAAAGAGGAUCAUAACAAUCCAGCCUCAAACGAUCAUAAAGGUCCAGACAGCGAGGGGCCGCUCACAUUUGGGAUUAGUCCUCAAGCUGCUGUUGACUUCAUUCUGGAGAAAGGUCGACACCUAGUGGCCACAGAGAGAAUAGCAGCUGGGCAAGUCAUCCUCAAUGAAAGGCCAUACAGCUGUGUCCUUAUACCAGGAAUGGUGGAGGUGAAAGGAGAGGGAGCAAGGCAGGACACGGAGAGAGGACUGUUGUUUGGAAUGGAACACAGGCGCUGUCACAGAUGUUUAAUGGAAACACUGUGUCCUGUGCCGUGUGAGGGGUGCAAUUACAGCCGAUACUGCUCAGCUUCCUGUCAGCGAGACGCCUGGGAGGAACAUCACCGCUGGGAGUGUCCACUGGGAGCAGAUCUGAGGAUGAUGGGUGUGAUGUCGCAGCUCGCUCUGAGGGUAACACUGAAGGCGGGGUUAAAAAACAUCCACAUGGCCAGGGGUGUCAGAGACGAGCACACAAAGUUAGUGCAAAGCUGUUUUAUCAGAGAGUCCAGUGAUUCCUAUCCAUGUCACACUUCAUACUACAGUGACUCUUACCUGAGCGUGUUUCACCUGCUACACCACCUGAAUUGCCACAGCCCUGGUCUGCGUUUCCUGUGUGCAGUCACCGUAGCGACUCUCUACCUAAAGCUCAGUCAGGCUGGACCUCCACUUGCAUCCUGGGACCUCAGCAGACCUCCGGGGGGAAACGAGGAGGGAGGUAUUGCAGAUCGGAGCUCGGAGCUGUGGCUGCUGGGAAGUGCAGUCCUGAGACACAUCCUGCAGCUGAGGUGUAACGCCCAGGCAGUUGUCAUGCUGCAAGAUACAGGGGCAGCAAACUUGCCAGUGCAGUCCAGCAGGGAAAUCCGCGUCGCUACGGCAAUAUUCCCAACUCUUAGUCUUCUGAAUCAUUCCUGCUGUCCCAACACCAGCCUGGUGUUCAGCACUGGAGUCGCCGCUGAUCCCUCUGGUUCAGAUGUGUCUGCACACCUGAGUGAGAGUGAAGCUGAGGACAGAAGCACAGCCCGUGGAGUCUGUGUAACUGUCAGAGCAGCCAAAGAGAUCCCUGCUGGACAAGAGAUCCUGCACUGCUAUGGUCCCCACAGCAGCAGGACGGCAACCCAAGAACGCCAGCUUCUCCUGCAGGAGCAGUACUACUUCCUGUGUCAGUGUGAGGCAUGCACUCUGGGGGAGGAGGGUACAGACGGCAGACAGGAGUCAUCAGGUGCUGGAGGAAGUCCACGUGACUCUGGUUUCCUGUGUGGCAAGUGCAAAGGAUCUCUUAAAAAGUGCGGUGAGGACAGAGGAACAGCAUUUAUAUGUUCACAGCCAUCCUGCGGCCAUCGCAUGUCUUCAUCUGAAGUGAGCCUCAGGCUGCAGGAGAUCAGGGUCCACCUGGAGAAGGCUGUGGACCUCAUGGAGGGAGAAAGGCCAGAUGAGGCUCUGAAACUGUUGAGGAGGGCCCAGUGUCAGUCUGGACUGAUCCUCGCAGAGACACACCCACUACAGGGGGAGCUGGCAGAUGCCACGGCCAGAGCAUAUGCUACAAUGGGUGACUGGAAUAGCGCCGCCUCCCAUUUAGAGCGAAGCACUGUAGCUAUUGGCUCCCAGUACGGCGAAGAUAGUAUUGAACUGGGUCGUCAGCUCUUCAAAUUAGCUCAGCUACACUUCAAUGGCGGUGCCAGAGGCCCAGCCCUCUCUGUCAUCCCCAAGGUCAGACGCCUCCUCUGCCUUCACUGUGGCCCUCACUGUCAUGAAAUACAGGAGCUGCAAUGUAUGGAGGACUGUCUACGGGGGUAGUCUUACUCAUACACAAGGGCGAAAAUCUUUAGGCUGUAAUUACAGUUUUGAACUGAUUAA
Chelmon rostratus (copperband butterflyfish) is the source of this 2422-nucleotide messenger RNA. RefSeq names its product SET and MYND domain containing 4 (gene smyd4). Bases 44 to 2362 code for a protein of 772 amino acids. Gene Ontology annotation, molecular function: protein binding. The transcript has 10 exons. NCBI's taxonomy places the organism in Eukaryota, Metazoa, Chordata, Actinopteri, Chaetodontiformes, Chaetodontidae. The record is from RefSeq and is a predicted model, not a curated record.